AUGACUUCAGUAAGAGACGUUCCAGCACAAGAUUUCAUAAACGCUUAUGCUAUCUUUUUACAAAGACAAGGUAAAUUAGAAGUACCAGGUUACGUUGAUUUAGUCAAAACUUCAGCUGGUAAUGAUUUACCACCACAAGAAGCUGAAACUUGGUUUUACAAAAGAGCUGCCUCAAUUGCUAGACACAUUUACUUAAGAAAACAAGUUGGUGUUGGUGCUUUAAACAAAUUAUACGGUGGUGCUAAAAACAGAGGUUUCAGACCACAUAAACAUGUUGAUGCUUCAGGUUCAAUUAAUAGAAAAUGUGUUCAAAGUUUACAAAAAAUUGGUGUCUUGGAAAUCUCACCAAAAGGUGGUAGAAAAAUUUCAGAAAAUGGUCAAAGAGAUUUAGAUCGUAUUGCCGCUCAAACUUUAGAACAAAACGAAGAAGCAUAA
This is a messenger RNA of Lodderomyces jiufengensis, 435 nucleotides long. It is a transcript of the gene RPS19A, whose product is annotated as 40S ribosomal protein eS19. The transcript is spliced from 2 exons. Bases 1 to 435 code for a protein of 144 amino acids. Gene Ontology annotation, biological process: ribosomal small subunit assembly; translation. Lineage: Eukaryota; Fungi; Ascomycota; Pichiomycetes; Serinales; Debaryomycetaceae. The record is from RefSeq and is a predicted model, not a curated record. Gene Ontology annotation, molecular function: structural constituent of ribosome; RNA binding. Gene Ontology annotation, cellular component: cytosolic small ribosomal subunit; ribosome.